Molecule: messenger RNA, 1819 nt
Organism: Blepharisma stoltei
Lineage: Eukaryota; Ciliophora; Heterotrichea; Heterotrichida; Blepharismidae
Source: the annotation of a GenBank genome assembly
AUGGGAGUCAUUGCGAGCACUCCAGGACCUGUUAAAAUAUAUCUCAAAGACAUUGAGCUGUCAAAAGAAAAUUAUGUCAUAGAUUCAACGCUUUACAAUGGAAACCUCAAGUACGUUGUAAAGGCCUGCCUUUUAGCUUCAAAAAACAAGAAAUUGAAGACAGCGGUUUUCAAACUGUACCUCCCAGGCGUCAAAAGUGACCACUUAAGCAAAGCAAUAUCCCAGGCCUUAGAAAAACUCGAAAGCGUCACUAUUUAUGGCACCGGGCUUGAUUUUUUCAGCAAAUCUAAGUGGAUUGUGUAUUGAAGAAACGCUAGAGUUGAUACAUUAUCAAUAAAGUUCGAUAUAUCUGAUAGUGCUUUCCAAUAUCUCUGCUCAGGACUUGAAGGAAAUAGGUUUAUUAGGGAGCUAAAUUUCAAAAUCUUGAGCUUUGCCCAGCUUUCUCAGCUUGAGUGAGCUUUGAUCCAGAACUCUACUGUCAAGGUUCUGGGCAUAAGCUGUGAGCCAAGAUCAGUAACAGUGGAUAAUGAAGAAAAUACUUCAGGAAUUUUAAGUUCUUAUGCACCCUCACAGGUAGUAACCCCAUCAAAUGCGUAUUUAUUGGCACAGAAUACCUCGAUUGAGACUUAUAUCCUUUCUGGGUACUUAGAAAACUAUACCCCAGGGCUUAUCCUUGGCUUAGCCGGGAACCAGACUGUGAUUAGGCUGAUUUUAGAGAAUAUUGAUAUGGACAGAGACUCUUUGCCAUUUUUCACACAAAUGUUCAUUGUGAAUAGUCAUAUAAAAGAAAUCGAGACCAGAUGAGGCUUCAACACUAUGAGCGCAAUGGUGCUUUUUUCAGGGCUAAAAGCAAGUUCUUCAGUUGAAAUUUUAAGGAUGAGGGAAUCAACUUUUUUUGAGGGAGGCUAUAUAAUGCUGAAAGAAAUGUUAGAAAGGGGUGUAAGUCCAACGAUCAUGGACUUUUGACAGUAUAUAUUUCAUCGAAGUGCAUUUGCUCGAAAAUUGGCUGAUACUUUUUGAUAAUGAGGCAUUUGACUGAAAAAAAGCAUUUAGAUUUUAAACAAAUGCCACAAUAUUUAAAAAUUUUCGACCAAAUGCACUUCGAUGAAAUGUACAUUAUUGAAAAACACUGCCAUUUGGCAUGGAGCCGUUAGAAAGAAACGAAAGCUUGAAAUACUUGGAGAUUAAGGAUAUGCUGCAUUUAGGGACAAAUUCGCAGAAUAUUGAUAUCCAAUGCAAGAAUAUGAUUUUUGUUAUAAAAGGGGUUACAGCUAGUAGAAGCUUACGAGACUUAAUUUUGUCAGUCCAUAAAAGCAAACUAGACUGUGAUCCAGAUGCUAGACAUUUUAAAAGUGAGGAAUUGAAGACCGAGCUAAAAAAGCUGCUUCAAGAAAAUAAGGUGUUAAGGUCACUGAAAAUUGAAAAUUUCAGGCUUGGAAAAGAAGAAAUCAAAGCUAUAGCAGAAGGGCUGGCAGAAAAUCAAAGUCUAUUGACCCUCUCGCUAAAUGGAAAUGAAAUUGACUGAAAAGAUUUAGAGUAUCUUGCCAGAAGCCUCAGGGAAAAUCAGGUAUUGAGAACGCUUGAAAUCGGACUUAAUAAAAUAUACGCCUGACACGAUAUCGUAAAUCUGUAUGGAGCUGCAAGUGCAAAUGACGCCUUGACCAACAUGAAUGACGUUUUCACUUCUCUUUCGAUGUCAAAAAUAAGGAACAUAAAGGUGACUGACUGGUUUUGGGAGGAAAGAAAAUACCCAGCAUCCAUUGCAGAUUUAGUGUUUGCCACUAAACAAAAAAUAAACGCAAACAGCAGAGAAGUCUAA